AUGGAAGAGAACCAAGGUGCCCGAGAAGACCCUGAAGUUAUCGUGAUCGAACCCUUUUUUGAUGAGGAUCCUGAAGAAGAAGAUUUUCCAACCACUUUUGACAAUGAAUGCCCGGUGUGCCUGGAACGGAUAGUUGGCCGCCGUUUUCGAUGUCCAAAUGGUCAUAACAGCUAUUGUGAAUCAUGUGGUAUUUCUGCAUUCGAUAUUAACAGACGAAUUCAAUGUCCAUUAUGUCGCGCCAGAAGUGUAAGACUUCAAAUGGCAGAUCCGGCGAGUAGGCGGCCAUCUCACAGACCGCGUAAAACCUAAUUGAUACUGAGCCUACGCAAUCACGAUGGUGAAGGAGGGAAUGGUGUGUUUUAUUACUACUAACAGCGGUAAAUGAGCAGCAAACCCACGGACGGUACCGUCAAAUUGGAAAAGUAAAAUAGAGAGAUAACAUGUCGGCUUUAUGUAACAGGUAAAGAAAUCUUUUUUUCACCGGUUUCGUGACCAAUUUGGGAAAACAACGCCUUUUUUUGGCUAACAAAUGCAGCAUUCGGACCGCAGCAAUGCAAUGACAAAGGUAUGAAUCUAUUAAAUCUGAAGCAAGACUUCUUUCAGUAGAAUUUUCACAACUGCCUCGUAAUUCACUGUUCGAGAUUAGUAUUACCAACGACCAGCAAUGCACAGUGCAAAAUGCUCGAAAAAACAGCAGCUUUUGACUUUCUAGAAAAUUGAUAAAAGCCAAUUCCACGAUUUUAUUACGUUAUCAAAAGCACAGCUCUCUGCAAUACAAUCAAAAAUUCCAUUUUAACCACAAUUACAUCUCUUAUCAACGCACUGACCGCGUUGUCCAAUUGGACAUCCCAAGAAGGCACACUCAACGUCUUGUCCGCAACUAACAAACGCAACAAUAGCUGAAUCCACGAUGACAAAAGUUAAAACGAAAAGAAUCGCAAGUAUUCUCAGCACAAGCAUUUUUGCGGCCAUUGGUAUGAACGUCUUUGUAGGAAUGAGAAUGGUUCACAACGGUCUUUCACAGAGACAUCAAGGUUUUAUUUAUUUAAUGAGCGUAGAAUUUUUGCAUUUAAUCAAGCUAACAACUAAUAGAGAAAUGAUAGAAAUGUUCAACGUGAGACGCUCAGAUUUUGACGAAACUUGGCGGAAAUUCAUAGAGCAAAAAACCUUGUUCUGCCGUAUCAGUCAACUAAAAAAAUUUUGAGAAUUUUUUGCCUGUUUUUUGGGAUCAUGGCACGAAAUCUCACAAUGCAGGGACGCAGAAAAUUCCAAGGACUUUGUUGCGUAAAAAAAUAUAUCUAAACCAACAUCGAUGGCCAACACUUUUAACACUCAAAAUUAAAGCUAAAGAGAGCCUAGCUAGUCUAUAAGCUAGUCUAUAGCUAGCCUCUCCCUUUUACAAUCAAAAUAAAACUUUUCUCAAGAAAUAAAAAAACCUGUGAAUACUCAAUGAGAGCAAGAAUCGUCAACGGGCGUUGUGGUUAGAGUUCUAGUAUCAUGUUGAGAUUCAACGUACCAAAAGGCGAAAAAAUCCUCAUUGUCAGAACUUUUCUCGGAAUAGCACGCAGAUGCCUUUCUGCGUGCUAUUCCACAGCGCGUGACUCAGUCUAGAGUUGGUGGAAAAAUAAAUAUUUCAAUUUCACAGUACCAACCAGAGAUUGCCACGACUCCGGAGCCGGCACUUGGCUCCGGCUCUGAGCGGCUCAGCCAGGCUUCCCAGUGGUCAGAAAAGUAAAAAUUUCGUGAUCUUGUUAAACCAAAUUGCUUGAAAAAACACUGCGGAGGAUGUGACUUGACUGCAAAAACGUUGGCUGUAUGAUCUCUGGCACUAAUAACUUUUAUUUUUGGAAAAGUAUUUUUAUAAAAACAUUUUGCAUAGGAGCCGGGAUUCGGAGCCAGAGGCCUUUUUAAAUUUUGCACGGAGCCAUGAGCCGGAGCCGGAGCUGCAAAUUUGGCCUCGGCUCCGGCUCUGGGAGCAAAGAGCCGGAGCCGAAAUUUUGACCGUGGCAAUCUCUGGUGCCAUCGGCAUUGCUGAAGUGAAAAGCAAUUCGAUUUUGCAGCGACACGAUUCCUUUUCUCGGCAGCGAUGCGACUUUCGAUGCGACAUUGAGCUCAUUACUUUCCCGACGGACAAGAAACACCAAGCAUGA
Messenger RNA from Bursaphelenchus xylophilus (pine wood nematode), 2150 nucleotides. Lineage: Eukaryota; Metazoa; Nematoda; Chromadorea; Rhabditida; Aphelenchoididae. The record is from the annotation of a GenBank genome assembly.